CUAUUUCAACAUUUUCAAUUUUUUUGCAAGCUGGUCGUAUCAAGAAUGCAGAUCAAGAUCUGUGAGUUCACACACUGGUCUUCUCAAAAUUUCAGGUUUUGACCGUGGAAACUCUGAAGGCUACAAAGGAAAAGGGAGAAGAAGUGCAGAACGCUGAAAUUAGUUUCGUGUACGUGUAGUCAGACUCGGCGCUGCUCCCGUCACGAAGUGGGAUUUGCCCAGAGGAUUCGGAUUGCAGGCCUUUUCAAAUUUGUGCGUCAUGAAUUGAGGAGCUCAGAACUGAAUCUGGGGAUACUCAUUUUGAGCUACCUACAUAGUUUUGGUUGCAUCACAAGGAUUCCAGAAGGUCAGUUGAUAUGAGCAGCAGCGAUGAGUCCGAUUCUGGGAGAAGAUCAUCGGAUGCAGAAGAGGAUGAGAAAAUGGACGAGGAGAAAGAAGAAGUUGAUUCUCAAUCACAAGAUGACUCCCCAUCUCCGUCCCCUGUUCGGUCCCAGACGCACUCGGCUCGGUCCAAGUCUGCCUCCCUCAACGCCUUGGCUUUCCCCAUUUCUAGAGUGAGGCGGUUGGUGAAGAGCGAGGGGGAUAUGCAGUGGGUCGGCGUUGAGGCCGGUUUUCUCAUUGCGAAAGCAGCGGAGCUUUUCUUGGAGAAAUUUGUGGAGGAAGCUUUUGAAAAGAUGACAGAAGAGGACAGGACCACCCUACACUACAAAGAUUUAGCCGAACAUGUUACUUGUGCGGAGAGAAUGGACUUUCUUGCAGAUUUUGUUCCAGAGAUGGUACUCGCGUCCACUGCAACAUCAGCAAAAGCAAUGGCUGAUAGAUAGUCCACCUUAUGAAAGAACAGUUUUGGAAGGCUUUCUCAGUAAGUCAUUUUUCUAGAUAAAUUCCAUCGGGAGCGCAAUGAUCAAGAUUUUACCUGAAGAGAAAACUACCAUCACUACUAGGAUAGGACUAUUGAAAGUUCAUAUGCCUGUUGUAAAUGUCAAUCCCACCUUUCUCACAAUUUUGAUACGGGCCUUGUAGAGAUAGCUGUGUGUAUUCCUUAUCCUGAGGUCUUAUCUGUGCAUACCUCAGAAUAAGGGUCUGCAGAGGUCAUAAGUUUCAUGUUGAAUAAGUACAUCUCACAGCUGACCUUUGGCCCCACCACUAGGAUUGCAUUCAAUUGAUCCUUUGCUGGUGACACGGGACUUUACUGGAAAUUGACUCGAUUCUCUUCGCAAAGUGGAACCGUUUAAUCAGUUCUAUGUGUGUCUCAAUCGAGCGAACUUAACCAAAUACAUCUUUGCAGCAGGUUUUGCUGCAAACAUGU
This is a messenger RNA of Marchantia polymorpha subsp. ruderalis, 1309 nucleotides long. Lineage: Eukaryota; Viridiplantae; Streptophyta; Marchantiopsida; Marchantiales; Marchantiaceae. The record is from the annotation of a GenBank genome assembly.